This is a messenger RNA of Effrenium voratum, 909 nucleotides long. NCBI's taxonomy places the organism in Eukaryota, Dinophyceae, Suessiales, Symbiodiniaceae. The record is from the annotation of a GenBank genome assembly.
AUGGCGGAAGACAUGACAUUUCUCCCGAAGCGGGAGGUUCUCAGUCUUGAAGAGCUGGACCGUCUCUGCACUGCAUUUGUCGAAAAAGGUGUCCGUAAGCUCCGCCUGACCGGUGGUGAGCCACUGGUGCGCAAGAACAUCAUGAGCCUGAUCCGGAGCCUCGGACGACAUCUUGAGAGUGGUGCUCUCGAAGAAUUGACCAUUACGACGAACGGCUCGCAGCUCGCCCGAUAUGCGAACGAGCUAUACGAAUGCGGCAUCCGGCGGAUCAAUGUUUCCAUCGACACGCUUGAUGCCCAGAAAUUCAAGGCCGUCACCCGUUGGGGCAAUCUUGGCAAGGUCAUGGACGGCAUUCGUGCCGCAACCGAUGCCGGGCUGAAGGUCAAGAUCAACAUGGUUGCGCUCAAGGAUGUGAACGAACACGAGAUCGUCCCGAUGCUGCAAUGGUGCCACGAACAGGGACAUGACCUGACCCUUAUCGAAACCAUGCCGCUUGGAGAAAUCGAUGGGGACCGCACGGACCAGUAUCUCCCAUUGUCCACUGUAAGGGCAGGACUCGCCGAAAAAUUCACGCUUACGGACAUCCCGUACAAGACAGGAGGUCCGGCGCGAUAUGUCACGAUCGAGGAAACAGGCGGCCGGUUGGGCUUUAUCACGCCUUUGACACAUAAUUUCUGUGAAAGUUGCAAUCGUGUCCGCAUCACCUGCACCGGACAGCUCUAUAUGUGCCUGGGUCAAGACGACAUGGCAGACCUUCGCGAGCCGCUGCGUGCUUCAGAGGGCAACGAUCUUCUGAACAAUGCCAUCGACGAGGCUAUCGGUCGCAAACCGAAGGGGCAUGACUUCGUGAUUGACAGGAAAUCCAGACAACCUGCCGUUUCACGUCACAUGAGCGUCACCGGCGGCUAG